This is a messenger RNA of Setaria italica (foxtail millet), 1475 nucleotides long. Its product is annotated as thioredoxin-like fold domain-containing protein MRL7 homolog, chloroplastic. Gene Ontology annotation, cellular component: chloroplast stroma. Lineage: Eukaryota; Viridiplantae; Streptophyta; Magnoliopsida; Poales; Poaceae. The coding region runs from base 78 to 1067 and encodes 329 amino acids. Gene Ontology annotation, biological process: chloroplast organization; regulation of DNA-templated transcription. The record is from RefSeq and is a predicted model, not a curated record. The transcript has 5 exons.
GUCGUUCGGAUAGCACGGGAGCAUGCCGGCCGGCGAAACCCAGCCGCUCACUCGGUGCCAGUUCUCCCGACGCGGCGAUGCUUCGUCUCCCCACCCUCACCGCCCUUAAACCCUCGACCCCCGCCAUCUGCUCGAACCCCAUCCGCAUCUGCGGCAGCCAUGGCCGACGCCGCAAACCCCUCCUCGCCUCAUCCGCUCCUCCGCCGCCUUCUUCGUCUUCACGGCCUCCCAAGCCGACCCCGAGCCCGGAACCACCAAAGCCCGCACACGAGGCCCGCAGCCAGAACCCGGAGGACCCAGCCGCCACAGCGUUCCCCACGACCAAGCCCCGGAAGCCGCGGCGCGGGCGCCGCGGCGAGGCGGCGGCCGUGGAGGACUUCGUCCGCGGCCGCCUGGAGCAGGUGUUCGCCUCCAUCCGGGAGCGCGACCCCGAGGUGCUUGAGGGCAAGGGCGACAUCCUGAAGCGGAAGGACGAGGAGCGAAUCCCGGAUGAGGAGGAGGGCGAGGGGUCGGGAGAGAAGGAGCAGAAGCCUGUGGUGGAGGAGGAGGACCCAAGCUGGCCGCUGGACGCCGACAUCGGGUGGGGGAUCCGGGCGUCGGAGUACUUCGACAAGCACUCCAUCAGGAACGUGACGGUGGACGGGGUGGAGAUCGAUUGGGAAGGGGAGGUCGACAAGGGAUGGGUCAAGGAAAUCAAUUGCUUGGAGUGGGAGAGCUUCGCAUUCCACCCCAGCCCCCUGGUCGUCCUAGUCUUCGAGCGCUACAACAGAGCUGCUGACAAUUGGAGGUUUCUUCAAGAAUUGGAAAAGGCUGCUAAGGUAUACUGGAAUGCUAAAGAUCGGUUACCUCCUCGGACUGUAAAAGUUGAUAUAAAUAUCGAGAGAGAUUUGGCAUAUGCACUUCAAGUAAGAGAAUGUCCACAGUUAUUGUUCCUUAGGGGAAACAAGAUCUUAUACAGAGAGAAAGAGAUAAGGACUUCAGAGGAGAUAGUUCAAAUGAUUGCCCAUUUCUACUACAACGCAAAGAGGCCACCCUGCGUUAAUCCUGAAGCCGUUGCUUCCCUCUAGCUCCUGUAAAGAAAAGCUGGCAUAUUGUCCUAUUCUCGACUUGGUGGCUUGGUGCUAGUGCCUAUUGCUUUCUGGAAGAAGAGGCUCCUCCAAUUCGAUCAUUUCCCAGGACAUGGUGCUCAGGGAGUGUGGAAUUAAUAUACCUAAAGAAAACCAAGAAAAACCAUCUCAAUGCUUGUUGCCCCAAGUAGGAAAGUUGUGAGCUAAAUCAUUUAUUUUGAUGAGUAGUAGUAUAGUCUAACAAAACAUAGCUUUCAGUUGUUGCUAUGACAUUCUAGAUAGCACGGGGAGAGUACUUAGUUCACUUUCUCCAUAGCCAUACUGUUUAGAAGGUUACAAAGUUGAUUACAAACUUCUACUGAGCAAAUCGGGGCAGAAAUUAAACACUUAUUAUUGUGGUAACUCUUA